AUUUUUUAUCAUGGAAACGUCAGCUAAUUCACAAAUACCACAAUAUGCUCCUCACUAUUUAACCAAAACACAAGGCAUUAAUCUUGAUGAAGUAUUUAAAAAAAAAAAAAAAUGAAUUAGUUUCAAGAAGAAUAUGAUUAUUAAAUUCUCAAACUAUAGGAGGUCAAAUUAUUUACAAACAAUAAAGAAAGAGACAAAUAUGAUAAUAUGGCCGAUUUAUAUUCACUUAUUGUUUUAAUGGAGCACUUGGAAAAGGCAUUUAUUCGGGAUUCUAUUACAGCAAACGAGUAUACACCACAAUGUGUGAAUUUAAUAGCAAAAUAUAAAACCACAAUGAACUUCCUAUCUGAUUCCGUUGAUAAUCUCGAAACAUUUAUGAAUGAAUACAAGCUAUCAUGCCCCGCAGCAUUAAAUCGAUUUAAAAUAGGUGAGCCUGCAACUUAUGAGCACCCUAUAGGUGAUAAUAAAAAUGAUGUUGGUAAAUCUGCAAAAUAUAUUGCAGAAACAGUUUUGCAUUUUAUUACCUUGAUGGACACACUUCGAUUAAAUCGUUAUGCAGUGGAUGAACUUCAUCCUAUUUUAGCAGAUUUAAUUCAGUCACUGAAUAAAGUUCCUGGUUUACCAGCAGACUUUGAAGGAAAACAAAAAGUGCGACAGUGGUUGAUUACUCUAAAUUCAAUGAAAGCUAGUGAUGAAAUUACGGAAGAACAAGCUAGGCAAAUGCUCUUUGAGAUGGAUCAAUCUCAUUCUGAAUUUCAUAGAUUACUUAGUGGUGAUCACAAGGAUACCUCAACAUAAAAGAAAUCAUAUAAAUAAAAAGGUAGUUUACACUUUUAAAGAAA
Messenger RNA from Cokeromyces recurvatus, 842 nucleotides. Its product is annotated as vacuolar protein sorting-associated. Gene Ontology annotation, cellular component: ESCRT I complex. Gene Ontology annotation, molecular function: protein-containing complex binding. The coding region runs from base 208 to 798 and encodes 196 amino acids. NCBI's taxonomy places the organism in Eukaryota, Fungi, Mucoromycota, Mucoromycetes, Mucorales, Mucoraceae. Gene Ontology annotation, biological process: protein transport to vacuole involved in ubiquitin-dependent protein catabolic process via the multivesicular body sorting pathway. The transcript is spliced from 5 exons. The record is from RefSeq and is a predicted model, not a curated record.